GGAGCAGGUCCCGUGGUGGGAAGUGGCCCCGGACUCGUACGCCGGCGUCUCCCCGGUUGCGCAAGACGCCAUUUUGGAGUGACAGUGAAAAGAUAACGGAAAGAUCGAGAAGCUGUCUUUCUGAGAACAAAAAGCUUCGUCACCAUGGGGAAUGUAUUCGCAACCUUAUUCAAAGGCCUGUUUGGCAAAAAGGAGAUGAGGAUUCUUAUGGUUGGGCUCGAUGCUGCUGGAAAAACAACCAUCCUAUAUAAAUUGAAGCUCGGAGAGAUAGUCACCACCAUUCCCACCAUUGGUUUUAAUGUUGAAACUGUAGAAUACAAGAACAUCAGCUUCACGGUGUGGGACGUGGGCGGUCAGGACAAAAUCAGGCCGCUGUGGCGCCACUACUUCCAGAACACUCAAGGGCUCAUCUUCGUGGUGGACAGCAACGACAGGGAGCGGGUGAACGAGGCGAGGGAGGAGCUGUCCAGAAUGCUCGCCGAGGACGAGCUCAGGGACGCCGUGCUGCUCGUUUUUGCAAAUAAACAGGAUCUCCCCAACGCCAUGAACGCUGCCGAGAUCACAGACAAGCUGGGGCUGCACGCCCUCCGCCAGCGCAACUGGUACAUCCAGGCCACCUGCGCCACCAGCGGGGACGGCCUGUACGAGGGCCUGGACUGGCUCUCCAACCAGCUGAAGAACCAGAAAUGAUCCAUUCCAACAGCUUUUUCAUUUAUUUUCUUUGUUUUGUUUGUUGUUUAUUUCUCUCUGUUUCAACACAGCGGCAGCACCGGACCCAGGCCCCCACCCCCCUCUUUACCACCACCACCCUUUUGCUCCCAUCUAACCCCCCCACUCCACCCCCCCACACACAAAUCUUUAACCCCAGCGCUUUCUUUCAAGAACUUCUUUCAUUCCCUCCCUCCUGCUUUCUGCCCUCGUCAGUACUCUCGGGGCUGUAGCCUGUGCUGCGUGUGUGUGUGUGUGUGUGUGUGUACCUGUGUGUUCAGCGAGUGAGAGUGUGUGUGUGUGUGUGUGUGUGUGUGUGUGUGAAGGCUGUGUAUGUUGGCUGGGAUUGGGAGUAACCCUGGCGUGCCUUUUACACACCUCCUGUGGAAUCAGCAGUCUGGUUUUCGAGCCCCCUAUCUCCAUCCACCAAACUCAGCCUCAGCCCCCCCCCCCUUCCCCAAGUCUUGCACGCCUCCCCACCCUCCCCCCACCCUUUCUCUCCAGGGGAAGCAUGGUUUUCAUACGGCAAAGAAAGAGCAAGGGUGCAAGCCCCCCCCUCCCCCCCCGCCUCCCCCCCUGUAGUAUAUAUAUAUCUAUGUUAACUAGAACUGUUCACCUGAUGUAGACUGAAUGCUAAAUGUUCAUUUUAAACCUCCUUUUUUUGAUUUUGAACCCUCAAACCCACCAGUAAGAGAUUCAGCACGUUGCAUCUUAACCUGUAUCAGGUCGAAGCAAAUCAAAAAACAGGAAAAAGGACAAACAACAACAACAACAACAACAAGAAACGCCCAUCCUCGAUCAUUCUGGUGUCAUUUAAAAAUCAUGCUGUUUGUUUUAUUAUUAUUAUUAUUAUUAUUAUUAUUAUUAUUAUAUUGGAAUAUAACAGUUUAUUCUUAGCAAUGGUUCUCCCUCUCCCCCCUCCCUCCCCCUCCCCCCUCCCCCCCAGGUGAGACUGUGAAGCACAAAGCAAGCCAACGAUUAAAAACAAAUUAAAUUAGAAUCUGAGAGUAUAUGCAAUUAUUGUUGAAACAUUUUGGGGGGGGAAUUAACAUGUAAUUCUCCUGACGAUAAAAUUUGAGUCGACGUUCGGUACAAAGAAUCAUCAGAACUAAAACCAGGUGCCGGUUAGCAGGUGUCCCAUCACGAAGCUUCACAUGUUCCUUUACCAGACGUUACAUGUGUUUGUUGUUUAUUUUCUCUGUAACUAGUUCUAGCGUUUCUAUUUGUACUUUGACUGCUGAACCAAAUGCAUUUUUUUUUUUGAGCAGUACGACAAAUCCUGUAAAUGAAGAGUAGUGAAUCCCAGACGGGGCCCCGAGAGGGUUUUGCUCACCGACGGUUGGCAGUUUUAUUUUGAAAAUCUGGAGAGAAAAAAAAAAAAAGGCGUCCGACUGUCUCUGUUUCCUGUUCGGGCUGAAGGUGAAGGAUCGGCACCAAAUAUGAAGGCUCUCGAACUGUGAACGGUCCGCACGUGACAGCGCCGCGUCCUCCAGCUGAGGAGACCAACUGGGGGGGGGGGGGAGGGGGGCGUUCUCGGUGUCUGAAAACAAAACAAAGCACGGGGGUUAAGCUGGCACUUGUGUCGAGAAUGAUUGUAAAUCUGUAACGUUCCCCUGUAAACUGUUUCUGUGGGGAUUUCCUGAACACAUUAAUAAACAUGAUUUGAUCCAACA
This is a messenger RNA of Cyclopterus lumpus (lumpfish), 2381 nucleotides long. It is a transcript of the gene arf2b, whose product is annotated as ADP-ribosylation factor 2b. The record is from RefSeq and is a predicted model, not a curated record. Gene Ontology annotation, molecular function: GTP binding; GTPase activity. The coding region runs from base 145 to 690 and encodes 181 amino acids. Lineage: Eukaryota; Metazoa; Chordata; Actinopteri; Perciformes; Cyclopteridae. Gene Ontology annotation, cellular component: cytoplasm; plasma membrane. Gene Ontology annotation, biological process: vesicle-mediated transport; intracellular protein transport. The transcript is spliced from 5 exons.